Diatraea saccharalis (sugarcane borer) is the source of this 1617-nucleotide messenger RNA. The record is from the annotation of a GenBank genome assembly. Lineage: Eukaryota; Metazoa; Arthropoda; Insecta; Lepidoptera; Crambidae.
AUGUGUAGGCAGGAGUCUGAUGCUUCGGGAGAAUCCACUAUGCGAGCGGAGUACAAAGUGGAGGGUCUGCGUCCGGCUACAGCAUACGCGAUGAGAGUGGCGGCCGUCAAUGAUGUAGGAGAAAGCGCAUACUCUGACGCUGUUAUUCUACAAACCAUGGAGGAAGCACCGUCAGAACCUCCUCAUAAUGUUGAAGUGCAGUCGACUGCACCUGGAGAACUUCUGGUUAAAUGGCAGGCUCCACCCCAGGAGUCUUGGAAUGGAGAGCUGCUCGGCUACUUGGUGACUUGGAGAGAAGCUGGCUCCAUGGACACCGAGAACACUACUCAAGCGAUCACAAUUGCGGGUUGGGGAGCCACACAGGUAUCUUUUGUUUACUAUCUAAGACCGUUAAUGAGAGCAAAAUCCGAUCAAGAUUUAUCAACGCAUAAUUAUGUAGCAAACUCAACAAUGAACUCAUCUAUAUUGGAUGCUACUAUGAAAAGUUUACCGAUGUUAGAUCCGGAUUCAUCACAAAUAUUUGAAUUGAAACGAGAAAUUGAAGACUUACAAAAUGAACUAAAUAUAGCAAAUAAAGAGAUAGAAAACCUGAAUUCUGAAAAUACUAAUUUAAAGAAAAUUAUAGAAGAUAAAGAUCGGCAGAUAUUUCUAUUCACAAAUCUAACAAAAAACCCUACUUUAGCAAAUAAAUCAAAAAUAACAAAUACUCCUCAAUGUAGGAGUGUCCCAAAAUUUCCAAAACAUCUUGAGUUUGGACGUUUGACUCCUCUGAACCAGGCACUUCAUACACCAAAGAUAAAAACUAGUUCGCGAUUUUUACCAUUGAGCGAAUGUCAACGUAGAGCGUAUGAUAAAAUUGUGUCUCCCUCUGUAAUAAGGCUACAAAGAAUUGAUUUAACGACAAAGGAAAAGCUUUUAAUGGACGGAAACGACACAUGUGAGGACUUCUUAGACGCAUCGCAGCAUUCGAGAGCAGCUGCAUCAGAAUUUCCUGGUUCGCAACUACACCAUAAGCAGCGAAUUUUGAUAGUCGGUGAUGAACAACUGCGAUCGCUCUCUAUACAACUGAAAAAGUCGACUUUAGCGGAUGAGGAUCGACAGCAAUACGACAUCUUGGGAAUUAUUAAACCACAGGCUACGUGUGCGCAGGUGGGCGCGCUGCAAGCGGCGGCGCACUACGAGGUGCGCGCGCGCGCCUUCAACGCGGUCGGCGCCGGGCCCCCCUCCGCGCCCUUCACCGCCACCAUACUCGAGGGGGGUAAGAUAACUUUCUCUAUAAACCCCUCAAUUGACUCUUUUUUUUUAAUUUUUAUGGCCACUUUCCAGUUCCCAUCGACAUACCCUGGAUAUCAUCUCAGGCUAAAGUUCUAAUCGAGAUGAAUCAAACUCGUGCAAACUCGAUGGGGUCAAAUUAGAUAGGCUUCAAGGCUACUUUCCGGCUCUAUCGCCAGAUCAGCUCCCCUCUGUAUCUGUAUUGUAAUUUCGUCCAAAUUUCAGCACAAUCGAAAAUCAAGAAGUGGGUCUUAAGCUCGCAACAUUUGAUCCAUACUAAUUAAAAGAUUUCGCAAGUUCAAAAAGUGUCAACAAGCCCGUAUAUAUUUUUUUUCCUUCUCAUGA